ACAGAACCUGGAGCGGCCAAGAGCGACCGCUGGAUGAGUAGGACAGUGUGUCGCCGUCCUGCACGUUGGGCCCCGUUCUUCUCCACGUGACCUAGCUACUGACCCACUUUGGUUUCUCCUGAUUCCCUCUCUUUCUCCCCGACGGGGUUCAGUUCUCCUCAGUCCCCUUCACCCCGUUCCACCUGUCCUCUCGACGGCCCCUGUCCACCACGGAGCGGUUAUCCCUUCUUUCUCUUCAAACGGGCUUCCGUCAAACGCGGCAUUGCCUCCACCAUAAACGACCUCCACCAUCGGACCGGCCACCACCACCACCGAUCCUCGUCGAAGGCGCCGCUUAUGACUUAGCCAUGCGACUCCAGCAGCACAUGCCGUGGCACGACCACUAGACAGAUACCAUCCCGUUGGCUAGCCGGAUGGACGAUUGUGCGGUACAAAUCGAUACGAGCGCGUAAGAAUCACAGAGAAGAGCUUCAGAUUAAGCGAUCGGUUUCGCCGACGAGCCGCGCGACAAUCAAGUCCUGAUACCGUCGAUAUGACUGACGGUCGACGAUAGUGCAACGAACGCGCACGCGAUAAGGGAAGCUCGAUAAUCGCGAGAUCGGUAUCGGUUUGUAAUUCGAUAAUUUGCGGGCAUAGCGCAUGAUUGUACGCAUGCCGACGACGAGUCGACCGGCGACGAGAAGACAAGUUCAGUGAAGAAGUGCGGACGAGGAUCAGUGAUCUCGAGAAGGAAAGGCCCCGUGGAAGGAACAAUCUAACUGAGAACGACACGGGUACGACAAGGGCAAGGUCAGGUUUCCUCUCGCGGAAGGAAGCAGACCGGAAGAGCGGACCUGUCGUCUGCCGGAAUUAAAACGACGUUAUGAGACGCACUUAACGGGCCCUCUCGACUUUGCACCUAAAGGUUAAUGCGCUGCACGAUGGCUGCUGGGAAAAGUGUCUGUCUGUUGUUCACCUUCCUCACUUUGACAUGUGUCUUUUCUCACCCUUGGACGUCGCAAAAUGAAGGCAGGAAGCUAUUUGGCGGCUAUACGAUAGUGCCAAAGGCGUGCCGGCCGUCAUUGCCGUCAAGUGUCAAAUCGAACGGUCCGACGAUAUGCAUGUUUAAUUACGAAUGCACGCGGCGCAACGGCGAGGUCGUCGGCGCCUGCAUGGACGGCUUCCUCUUCGGUGCGUGCUGUCAAUUGCCGCCGACGAGCUCGACGAGUGAAAACCGCGAGCCACCCGGUACCGAGGAGCUUCUUCAUCUAUACCAGCUUGAUCAUGUACCCGACAUACCCAUUUUACUGAAUCCAGACGGCACGCCCGUUGGCAUGUCUACUCCGUCGAGCGACGGACCUACAAAGAUCGACGAGGGACCGAUCAGUGUCUCGAGUUAUCCGAUUGGCGACGAAACCGUGUACACGAAAAUCUCCAGUUCGAAUCAGGGCUCUUCGUCAACGCUACCGUUGUCCGGCUCGGCAAACCAUGCCGAAAAGACACAGCUAGUCGAACAAGCAGACGUCAGUCAUCUGGCUGAGAAUUUCCCGGCUCUUCUGGGUCAGCAAGACAUCAUUAAUGAUUUGAGACUGCCGGGACUGUUGACGCAUUCGGAUUCCAAUAACGAUAUCCAGGAUCAUCAGGAUCCGUUGGCGAUUAAUCCGAUCACUACAUUGCUGAAUCCGAAUCAGAUUUUGCAAAUAGCGGAUCCAGUCGAUCAGCUUCCGGCGCUGUUCUCUCAGGGACUGAGUAAGAACAAUCACAGCCAUCCAGAGACGAUAUUGUUGAAUGAGAAUGGCACGAUGCUCGAGGAGACGAACAAUCCGGAUGAGAUCUUCCGACCGUCCACCGAAACGUCGAUAGAUGAAAGAAUCACGCAGAGUGAAAGUACGUCAGAUAUUUGGAUCAAGUUUCCAGAGCAGUCUGCUUCUUCCACAGUGAAGUUGACGUCUACGUCGCAGGCUCCGAAAUCGACGGUAUCCGUGAUGCCGAAGACACCUAUGGUGACUCAGAUGUAUACCAACGCGCAGAAAUUUACGAACGAUAUGCUUAGUACGCAAUAUACCAUGAAAAGCACAUUCGAGAAAGUGAAUACGAUCGAGAAAAAAAUAUCUACGAAAGAAGCGACGAGUCCGAUGAAGCUCGAAGCUACUACGCCGAUGACAGUUUCCAGCAUGAAAGAAGAGCUGGUGAAGGUACAGACGAUUAUAUACGAUCUACCGUCAGGCAACAAGAAGAAGGACGAUGUUCUCGACAAGGAGGAACUCGCCAUCAAUCACAUAAUCUCCAUUCUGAAUGAUACUACGCCAAAAUCAGAAGUAUCGGUGUCCGUCCCGGCUGCAAAUACCUCGCCGGUUCAGGCCUGGGUGAGCAUCGACGAAACAUCGAAGCCCUCUCACGUGAAGGUCAGUUCUUCGAACUAUCGACCUACCACACCAGCGCCCACAACAUUCCCAUACGCUUACUACAAACCCAGCUCUCUUCAACCCCCCAAACUUUCUUCGUCGUACUACAACUACGAGCUCAUUCCUACCGAAACGACUUAUACGUCACAACAUUCGACUUCCGGUAGCAGUUUCGCCGAUGGGCCGACUAACCCUCCGGCACCGACAGUGAUAGUUCUCGGCCCACUCGGUACGGAGUUUGCCACGAAAACCACUCAGAAGCCUGUUACGUGGAAGCCCUCGAGCACAACAAUUAAACCGAUUUCAACUCCGAUUAAAACUACGCCGCUCAGACCUACGUUAGUCAAUACCAAGAAGCCGACUGUAUCCACGACCAUAACUCAUAACAUUAACACCGUCAUCUCCAACGCCGCCGCAAACAAUGUAGUAUCCACCAGCUAUAUCAGCGUCAAUCUAAAGGACGGCACCAGCGCAACGCCGAUAGUCGACGUCAGCACCGAGGCAGUCGAUACGAAAAUCGGGAGUACGAAGCAACGGCCGAGCACGAAGAAGCCCGUGAUCUGGACCACCGUGUCCUCGUGGUCGAACAAGCCGGCGUUCAAUCCGAAACCGUCGACGCCCAGCUUUGGCUGGUCGGUCGAGAAUCUGACGCCAGUCAGUACCCUGUUAUUCAAAGGUACCACGAACAACGAUAUCGAAUACGUGAAGGGUACCACGACGAUUGUACCGUGCGACGAUGAGACCGCGGCGCCGGAUGAUCUCAUUAAUUUCCCGCCGGUGCGGAAUCCGAAUCUCAACAUCUCCGCGCCGAUCUCGCAGCAGGAGAAACCGACGAUCGUUGGGAUAUAUAACAAGACCGGUUAUCCGGAUAUCGAGUUAAUUAGCGAAAACGAUAUCCCGACGCCUACGUUCCUCGAAGACGCCGUGCUAACGGACAAAGUGGACGCCUUCGUCAACAAGCUUGUCGAGUCGCUUCAGGGUAACUUCCAGAGUCUGAAAGACGUGGUCUACAAUGGAAAUGGUACAACGGCAGCCACGGUAACACCUUCUAACGCAACAAAAAAACCUAUUAAUGGAAGCAUUACGACAAAGAGACCGACGCGAAAACCUACGACUAGACCGUCGUCCUUAUCGACCACAGCGGUGCCAACGAAGAGGCCAGCAGCGACCACGAAGAGGCCAACUCGUACCACCCAGAAACCAUCGUCCGAGAGACCAACGCGUCCCACCAAAACGACUACUCCAAGACCUAAACCAGCUACUUCGCAGAAUGUUACAACCAAGAGACCUCAAGUAACGACGAAGCGCCCGAAACCGACUAGAAAAGCCACGACUACGCCGCCCAGCAGCACGGAGACGACUUUGCCCGAAGAACAGAGUUCGACCGUGUCGAGUACGACUGAGUUAAGCAACAACGUGGAAACAAAUCAGCCAGAAUUUCGGGCUCGAUGUGGCUUGAGGCCUCUGGUCUCAAGAGCGGGAAAGAUAGUCGGCGGAAAGGGCGCGCAAUUUGGGGAAUGGCCGUGGCAGGUCCUGGUUCGCGAGGCGACCUGGCUCGGUCUAUUCACGAAAAACAAAUGCGGAGGUGUGCUUAUCACUGACAAAUAUGUGAUGACAGCAGCUCAUUGUCAACCAGGCUUCCUGGCUUCCUUGGUCGCGGUUUUUGGCGAGUUUGACAUUUCGGGCGAGUUGGAAUCGAAGCGCAGCGUAACGAAGAACGUUCGUCGCGUCAUCGUGAAUCGCGGUUACGAUCCGGCGACAUUCGAAAAUGACUUGGCACUUCUCGAGCUGGAGUCACCGGUGCAAUUCGACGAUCACAUCGUGCCGAUUUGCAUGCCCGAGGACGGCAUCGACUUCACCGGACGGAUGGCGACGGUCACAGGCUGGGGGCGGCUUAAAUACAAUGGUGGAGUCCCGUCGGUGCUACAAGAAGUCCAAGUGCCCAUAAUGGAGAACGCGGUUUGUCAGGAGAUGUUCCAAACGGGUGGACACUCGAAAUUGAUUUUGGAGAGUUUUCUCUGCGCCGGAUACGCGAACGGUCAGAAGGAUUCCUGCGAGGGUGACAGCGGCGGCCCGCUGGUGAUGGAACGACAGGACGGCAGAUGGUUUCUGGUUGGGACCGUUUCUCACGGUAUAAAAUGCGCGUCUCCAUAUCUACCGGGUGUGUACAUGAGGACGACCUACUUCAAGCCCUGGCUGCACAGCAUUACCGGAGUCUGAGGAAACUCCGCGAUUAUCAUCACGUCUUCGCGUGAUUACGUGUGUAAGCGGCACCCGAUGCCAUUCUGUAUAAAUGUACAAAGGAAGCCUAAUUUAUUUCCCUUCGGGAUAGAGCAUACGAAGCUCAAUUAAGUAAUAUACCCGCGGAAGUAACCGGACUUGAAAUAUCGGAGUGCUAUCUCGAUAUCUACAUAAUGAUAAGACGCUCUCUCCUACGCGUUUAUUUUCUAUUUUCCUUUAGAGCGCAAUAAAAUAAUAUUUAUAUGAGCAUCGUCUUACGUCAAGUAAGAUUCAUUGUGGAAGCGGUAAGAGAAAAAGACAGACAGAGGGUAAGGCAAGCAAACCACAACUCUCGAGUUAUUUAAAUUUCGAAAUAGCAUUCUGUGCAAAACUGUCCGCAGCGAGACACUGCUUCUCGGCGCAUGACCAGCGUUCGACGUUGCAUUUAUGCGUAUCAAUGUUUAAACUCGUCCUUAUGUGUCUGUACACAGAGUAUUCGCAGAGUCGGCUCUGAAGCAGAUUCAAAAUAUCCUUCGACAAUCCUGAACCGUUAUUUCCCCCGGAACGACAACAUUGUAUAUUUAUUUGAUAUUCCUUCUACGAUCGAAGAAACGAGUGCAAAUAAUUCAUGAUUCGCGUCAAUCCUCUAUAUAGCAUAUCUCCUUUUCUUAAUUAAUUCAGAGGCGACUUUUUCUCAAUAGAAGUAUUUAGGCCAAAAUUAAAUUUAUUUUUCAUUUAGAUUAAAGUAGAUUUAAAUUAGAUUUAAAUUUAACUUGUUAAAAGAAUCCUUCAUAUUUUUGAUAAUAACUCCCAAUUUAGAUAAUAUUAAUUUAAUCUUGAAUGCAUAGCAAUUUUAUUAAGUAAAAAUCGAUGUCAUAAUAAACCGAAUUGGCACCGAUAAAAAAUCUCAUCACCACACGUACAAAUUUUAUUCCAUGAAUAUUCGCGUUCUGCCGGCUCUGCAAUGCAUAAGUACAUAAAGACGAGCUUCAUGCCUUAUUUAUUUCCUUGUUAGAUGUUAUUUAUUAAAUACAUUUUUAUACGAUAACAUAUAUGUGGCUGUUUUAUUCAACACCAACGCUCCGUAAUAAAAGUAUAAAAGAUAUGAUCGAGGAUAUUUUGAUAUCACGGUGCCAUACAUAUCGAGGGAGGUGAUCCUUUCGUUAAAAAUAGCGGCAAAUAUUUUCCAAAGCGAUGGAACUUUUAAUAUUCUCAUCAUUAUUAUAUAUGAACAAUGUCAUCGCGGUGAUAAUGUCACUUCUAGUAAUAACGUCAUUUCCGGUGUUUCCCAUAACUUUUCUUAUCGCUUGUAAUUUGAGAAAGGUUAUAACAUCUUUUUAAUCAAUUAAAAUCUUUAAAUUGUAGUACGUACGUGUUAUAUAUUCGUUUUAUAGAAAAAUCGAAAAUUCAGAAUUAAAAUAUCGUCAUCGAUUUUGCAUUAUUUUACGCAUUAUGUUAAUCCUAUGCUUAUAUAAUAAAUUGGCAGUUUAUAGUAUAACGUGAUAGCAUGAUAGAAAUAUAUCAUAAUGGCUUGUUAAAAUCCUUGAAUGUAAA
This is a messenger RNA of Cataglyphis hispanica, 6158 nucleotides long. RefSeq names its product serine protease filzig (gene flz). The coding region runs from base 909 to 4604 and encodes 1231 amino acids. The record is from RefSeq and is a predicted model, not a curated record. Gene Ontology annotation, biological process: proteolysis. NCBI's taxonomy places the organism in Eukaryota, Metazoa, Arthropoda, Insecta, Hymenoptera, Formicidae. The transcript has 8 exons. Gene Ontology annotation, molecular function: serine-type endopeptidase activity.